AUGUGGACACUCUUCCUCUUCACCAAGAGCGACUUCAAAACCAUGACGAUACCCCAAAGCAUCUUCGCCAUUGCUGCCGCAUACGCACCUCCAGCGGUCAAAUGCGUCAGAUCCUUCGAUUCCAGCACUCCCCCCGACCUGGGAUACUUAUCGACCCACAUCCCGCGUAUGCUAUUCUGGCUCUGGCUCAACUGCGCUCUCCAUGAUAUCGCCAACCAAAGCCUGCCAGACUCAGUCGUGGAGGACGCAGUCAACAAGCCGUGGCGACCCAUUCCCUCGGGACGAAUCUCCAGAUCGCAAGCACGAUCGUGGCUUCUCGCCAUCAUCCCGCUCUCUCUAGCGGUAUCACUCAUGUUCGGAGCACUGAUGCCGAUGACGAUGCUCGUGGUGUUUGUCUGGAUGUACAACGACCUCGAGGGCAGCAGCGCCAGCAUCUGGAUGCGAAACGCCCUCAACGGCACCGGACUCAUGAGUUUCGGGUGCGGUGCGCUCACGGUGCUGGUCGGAAGCGAGGGCAACCUGCUUCCCAAAGCCUACAACUGGCUCUUCCUGACUGGGCUCAUUGUGUCUACCACAGUCCAGAGCCAGGAUCUCCCAGACCUGGAAGGAGAUAAAGCGAGAGGGCGCCAGACGAUCCCAAUUGUAUACGGGGAGAGUGUUGCCAGGUGGAGCGUCGCGAGCAUGGUCCUCCUUUGGUCGGUUCUCGGGCCCUGGUUCUGGGCUACCGAAACCACAUCCAUCUGGUUUUGGGCUCCCUUGAUUUUGCUCGGUGUAGCGCUUGCAAGCUUGGCGUUGGCGAGAUGGGGUCAGAAGUGGGAUGAGGUAGUGUUGCAGCUGUGGUGCUUGUGGCUGCUUGUUAUUUACCUUUCGCCUGCUCUCGCGUCCUGGGCGUGA
Clonostachys solani is the source of this 894-nucleotide messenger RNA. Lineage: Eukaryota; Fungi; Ascomycota; Sordariomycetes; Hypocreales; Bionectriaceae. The record is from the annotation of a GenBank genome assembly.